This is a messenger RNA of Sitodiplosis mosellana (orange wheat blossom midge), 2825 nucleotides long. RefSeq lists its product as uncharacterized. The coding region runs from base 119 to 2290 and encodes 723 amino acids. The record is from RefSeq and is a predicted model, not a curated record. The transcript has 7 exons. Lineage: Eukaryota; Metazoa; Arthropoda; Insecta; Diptera; Cecidomyiidae. Gene Ontology annotation, cellular component: cytoplasm.
AGUAUCAUGUUUUGCAGUGAAUCAAAUGUACACAAUUGAUACGAUUUUUUAGACUCCAAGUGAUUAAUCAAUUAAAACCAUAAACAUCAAUUAGGAUAGUGUAGUGCAAUUGUUAAUAAUGGAGCGUCUGAUGGCGGUGACAACAUUCCAAAAAGCGAUUGAUUCGCUCAAAACAACGGAAUGCAGUCAAAAGGAGAAACUAGCAUUGUUUGCGCAAAUCUCGGAUUGUAUACAAUCGCCAGCCCUACGUGGAAAUGUAAAUUAUUUGAGUCUUAUUAGCAAUGCCGUUUCCAUUUUGUUAAUGUUUUGUGAAGACAUCGACUCGGUUGUUCGUAUGAGUGCUGAAGAAAAUCUAAAUCGAAUCAUUCGAUUUUCAACGCCAUCAAAUGUUGUUCAAUUCCAAUACGAUCUCUUCCAAGAGAUAAAAUGCAAUGGCAACGACCGGUCGCUAGGGAUUGCUUUAAAUCUCUUUGGCCAUUACGCCCACAUGAUAAAACAGCGUAAAGUGAAACCGUACGCUCUCAAUCUGCUGCCGUGCAUUCUGUCCAUUUCACAGCGAAAAGAACAACAGCUCAUCGAAACCUUAUCGCAUUUUCUGGAGAAAUUCUGCACAUAUUUUCAUAUCAGUCUCACCGAAAAUGAAGUUUCAAAUUUGAUUGAGUUCUUCCUAAAGGAUGCUAUCAAUUCCGAGUGUGCAGUGAAAGUUGCGGAAGUUAUGUCGAAAUAUGCCUUAACACUAUGUCUCGAUAAUCUUGUAAAAGUCUUUACAUUGAACACAAUUGUGGGUGCACUGGGUCUAUUUCGUGUUUUAUUGCCGAAAAUUUUAUCAUUCGAUUCGCUAGAACUGUGUGUCGUUCACAAGAUAAUUGAAAUCUAUGAGAUUUGCUUGCAUUGGCUGGGUGACAGUAUACUACUAAAGAAAUCAGACGUGGAUGUGCUAUCGAGCACGGUGAAGGACCUGGAUUAUAGUGAAUCAGAUGCAUCGAAUGUUUUGGACUAUGUGACUGCACACAAUGCAUCACUGGAUGACAAGGGCUUACUCACCGGUAGUGACAUAGAGCUAGAUUCUUUGUGUCUGAAUGACUUUGAGCUGUGCCAAAGCAACGAAUCACUUGUACAAUUUUCGGAGACAAAUUCACCGGCCAUCAAAAAAACGGCACAAGAUACCCAUCCGCUGAAGAGUCAAAAGUCGACCGAUUCAAUUGGAUCGUUUUCGAACACACUGCAGUGCAUGAUGCAUCCGAAUACAGAAUCGGUAACGAAAUUCUUCCGGGUUGGUUCACUUGGCCAACAGUCCGAUACACCAGUUUCAUGUUUGGACGACGAUUUAAAUCAAACCGACACAAAUAUGUCCGAAAUGUCAGACGGUAGCAUGUUGUCAUUGAACUCGUCUGCAUUGGGCACAUUUGAUAUGCUCAACAAAACCGAUGACUCAAUACCCGAAAUUGAAAUACUGAACGAUCAAGAAAUAGCCACAAUUCGACUUGAAGCCGAUGAAGUAAAUCAAGAGAAAAUCGAUGAAGUGGAUCAAACGGUGGACGCUUCUUCGGCUACUCAUUUCGAAACCAUUGACCGUGAAAUACUUAUUGGCAACAUUGCGAAUCAACCGUUAAUCUACUACACGGUACGUUUGAUUGCAUCGAAAUUUCUACUAAUCGGAGUACCGUAUAAGCUAAAUGACGACUGUGAUGUUCGAGUGUCGAUAAAAAACUUGUCUCUGGCUGUGAUUUGUCAUUGCAUCGCAUUAUGCCCACAAACACUGUUGCUUUCACUUCAGUACAGUGGACCGGAUUUAACAUUUGAACAUGACUCUGAUAGUGAAUCGGAAUGCUCAGAUAAGGAGUCACCAUCGAAAACAAAACCAAACAAUGAACCAGCGGAUCAACUGAAUAUCAAGGAUGACCAUUUCGGAGAGAAUAGCAAAGUGCCAAACAUAUAUUUUGACUUCUUCUUUCCGCUUAGUAAAAGUGCCGAUAAUGUGCUUCUAUCGCGACUCAACUCGGAUAACAUCGGCGGAGAAAAUGCACGAUGGACACAGAAGCUAAUCGGUGACCUGUCGGAUUGGCUAUCAAAAUCCGAUAUUUUGGAUUCAAAGCCGUCGUACAGAGACUUUUAUGUGACGGCAGACACAAGCUCAAAUUUAAAUGACAAAUCCCUAAGCAACCAAGCACUCAUUCAAUCAAUAACUGAUGGAUUACUGCAAUUCAUUGAAGACGUUCUACUCUAUUGGAACCAUACCGACCCCGUUCUCAGAGCCAACAUACAAUUAUUGACCGGGAAUUUUCUGUGACAACCAUUAACUACGAUGCUCUUGGAGACAUCUUCGGACAAGUCAAGGGUCAGGUGUAUAAGAAUUGAUUUGUAUCACACAUGUAUGCAAUGCUAGGAGAUUCUGAUGCACGCAUUCGCAACGAGGCAGCUGCUGCCAUCUUUGAGUUCAACACAUUACAAUCGAUGCGAAAAAGCAAUAUAGCACAUAAAUAUUCGGAAAAUUAUCUAACAAUUAAAUUCGUUGCUGAUACACUUUGGGACGAAGUACCAAUUUCAUUGGACAAGGAUUAAUCCUUAUGGUAUUUUGGCUGGAUUUCAACCAGCAUUGCAAUGCACCGACUCGAAACUCAAACACGACGACGAAGCGAUGCGAUUCGACGUGUGUGAUGCACAUCAAAACUACCUGCAGACAGGAAAAAAAGAAGAAACAAUUUUUGGCCCUAAAAAUACUCAAUUGAGGUAACGUUAACGUUGUUGUCGUUUUUUUCCUUCUCUUGGAUCAUUUUCAACCCUAGGCUCUUAAAAUAUUUAAUUUAUUGUGGAAAUAACAGAUG